AUGGAUGGACAUUACAAGACGUACCUCCAGGAGGCACCAGCAGGGCAGCCAUUUGGAUUGGGGUGCAUCUUGUGCGCUGCCUAUGCAGACUUUAAAGGAGUGGCCAACAAGACUCCCUUCCAGAACUACAGCAAAGGCCGUGAGGGCAAGCUGCAACUGGAGGAUGUGUUGCGGCACGGCAACCAGAGCAAACGAACCUCCUACCACUGUGGUUUCCAUCAGUCGGCAUUGCACUGGCGGCUGAAGUCCUCCAUACCACCGAAGGCCCAGGAUGAUUCUCAGGAAGACGCCCCAGUGACUGCUGUGCAAUGCUUGCUUUCUCUAGAGACUCUCUGGAGCAGUCUUGGGGGACAGUGCCGGGAGUACCAGCGCCGGUGCGAGGCGCACCGCAGGAGUGACCCGUUGAACGUUCCCUUGGCCAGAAGCGACAAGGGCACCCACACCAAAAUCUUGGAUGCCUAUGCCUCCGUCCUUUUUGACCUGGACCGCAAGGCCAUGAAGAAGGAGGUGCUCUGCAUUGGUCUGGCUGAGGAUGUUCGAGGUGGCGUGGAGUUCCUUCGUGCCCGUGUUGUCACGAAGGACAUGUCCUUUCGAUGCUUUGUUUUGGAUCUCCACAACAUCGACGGAAGCAAGGCCUCCUUGGACAAGGCUCGCCAAAUCUGGUCUGCCUUGGAGAAGUUUGCUGCUGGUGAUAGAAAGAUCUUGGAAGAUUUGGAGCAUCGCGUCAAGGUCUUCACUGCCGACGGAGAGAGCGCAGAGCCCUUGGCGGCUAGGUUCUGCAAGGAGCUGGGCCACUUGAAGGGCUUGAGAUCGGUGCUGCGAUGCCGACUGCAUCUUGGGCAGGGCUCUCUAGAGAAGGCCAUAGCUGCGGAUCCGUCCUGCCAAGAGAUGGUGCAGGCUUUGAUAACGGCUUAUUCACCUGCAAGCGACGACAACAGUCUUGGGUCGCUUGCCCGUGGCUUCCACAAUUCCUCGAAGCUCAAGCACUUGUUUCGUGAGAACGUAGUCCGGGCCUUCGAAUCCUUGGACGGCAAGCUCAAGUCCGUUAUUUCCUUUAGGUAUGCUGCCCAGCGUUUCGAUUCAGUGUUGGACAUCGCGCAGCUUGUUGUCCUCCACGUUCGCCCGAUUGUGACAGCCCUCCUCCAGUUUAGGAUCAUGGACCCCAAGAAGAAUAAAUGGGUCGAGCACCUUUUGAGCUUCUUCACAGGACCAAAGCUCCUGCUUUUGGCACUUCUUGCCGAAUUUGCAGCCUCUGCAAGUCGCUACCAUCACAAAUACGACAAUCUUGGGGCACAGCCGGGCCUAGUGACGAGGUCUGCUUUCUGGUUGCAGAACCUCACUGAGGAGAUGCACAGGCUGUUUUUCUUCACACAUGGUGAGCCUCUUGUUCUCUCGGAUCACUACACAGCAGGCUAUGUGUCGAUUAUGCGGUCCAGCUACGAUCUUCUUGUCGACGAGAGUGUUAUAAGUGGGGAGCGAUUGGUUUUCUACAGGCCUGGCCUCCGAUCGGAGGCAAACUUGCGCAAGCGCCUUGCAAAGGAACUGGGAUCGAUCCAGAACAUCGUCACCCUCUACCUAUCAUCACUGGCGCCUGGCGACGUGAGCGUCGCGGCGUCUCUGAAGCCCUUCGACGUUGAUUUCUGGCAGGAGAAUUUCAAUGACGAUGCCUUGCCGGCCAGAAGCUUGGCCAACCAGUAUCUGACUUGCCGGCCCACAGUGCUUCAGCUGCGAAGGAAUGGGGUCACCGACAAUAAUGCUUGGCUGCAAGCGGCGGCUCAUUGGUCGGACAAACUGCCGUUGCUGCGAGAGGCAGUCGCGUUUAUGGCAUGCACCUUUGCCUCUACGGCAGAGAUAGAACAGCAAUUUUCUCUGCUGGAGCUGCUGUCCAACGGCCGCAAGGCCAGGCGGAAACAAAUCAAGGCUUCAGAAAAUGUGGAGGCCAGCAGCAAGCAUCUUUCGAUGGCCGGUUUGAAGCGGCAGAGGCGAGCUCAGCUGGAAGUCUUGCAGCCCACGGCUGCUGUUGCAGAUUUGGGAGAGCUCUCAGCAGCUGCUGCUCAGAGUGCCGCUGACCGGCAGGGAGAGAAACAUGAGAAGCUGGCCCGUACAUUGCAGACAGCCGCUGCAUCGAAGAAGCGGCAGUUCCAAGAGGACGUGCUUCCGUUUGGGAUUCGAACACAGACAUCCAAGAAGCUGAAGGAGCAUCAGAAGAGAGAGCAAGAGAGAGAUGCCAAGGUGGAAGUGGAGCGCCUGCAGUUGGGCAAGCUGCCAGGUCAGGCAAAUCUGGAUCCCAACAGCGUUUGUGCUGUGGCAUGUACAGCAGAGGAUGCUCCGGCCCUGGCAGCCCUGCGGCUGAAGGUAGAGGUCUGGGAGAACAGUGUGGAGCAGUUUCGGCGUUUCCGUGGAGUCAUGCUGCUUUGGUACGCCGCCAGUGAUGAGCUUGAGCUUGGGAUGACACUGGGGCCGAAGCAGAAUCGGCAGAUGACUUCAGUUUUGUUGGCCACCAGGCUCUUAGGGGGCUUUAUCGGCACAGCGCAUUGGUUGGAUGUCUGCAACUCCGAGGGGCGACUGAUACGGCCAGCGUUGCAGCUGCAGUGUUCUCUGAGCAUUGCAACUGAGAUUUGUUUCCAUAAGUCUUUAAAGGCCGAUCUGGAUCUGGAAUGUUCGAGCGCUAUCGCCAGAUGCGUUGAGGGUGCCACUCUGGCCCGGAAGCCAGCUGCCUGGCAACUGCGUAGCAAGUGGAAGGAUGUGCAGAAGGAUGCAUGCUUGGUUCUCAUUGGUGACGAAGUCGCCAGCAAGCCAGAGUGCUUGAAAAAGCUCGCGGCAAAAGCCCAGAAAGAACAGAAGAAAGGUAUCACCUCCAGUACGUUGCACCUUUUCCACCACUGCACCCACUGGAUUGAACCCUAG
This is a messenger RNA of Symbiodinium natans, 2907 nucleotides long. Lineage: Eukaryota; Dinophyceae; Suessiales; Symbiodiniaceae. The record is from the annotation of a GenBank genome assembly.